Echinops telfairi (small Madagascar hedgehog) is the source of this 1394-nucleotide messenger RNA. It is a transcript of the gene CH25H, whose product is annotated as cholesterol 25-hydroxylase. The transcript is spliced from 2 exons. NCBI's taxonomy places the organism in Eukaryota, Metazoa, Chordata, Mammalia, Afrosoricida, Tenrecidae. The record is from RefSeq and is a predicted model, not a curated record. Bases 58 to 861 code for a protein of 267 amino acids. Gene Ontology annotation, molecular function: iron ion binding; steroid hydroxylase activity; C-4 methylsterol oxidase activity. Gene Ontology annotation, biological process: sterol biosynthetic process; cholesterol metabolic process.
CACUCAUACCCCCCAAAUCUGUGCACUGAGUGCUCUGUGGAUGCGUCCUCUGUGACAAUGAAAAAGAAGCGCAGAGGAAAAAGCAAAAAGGCAGGCUUCGGAAACGUCACCAACUCGGGCCAGCUGGUGCUGCAGUUCGUCUGGGACCCCGUGAGGACCCUCACGCAGUCGGCCUUCUUCCCGGUCAUCUUCGCCAUCACCACGUACGUGGGCUUCUGCCUGCCCUUCGUGGCGCUGGACGCGCUGUGCCCCUGGGUGCCCGCGUUGCGGCGCUACAAGAUCCACCCGGACUUCUCGCCGUCCGCCCGGCAGCUGCUGCCCUGCCUGCGGCAGACGCUGUACCAACACGCCGCGUUCGUGUUCCCCACCACCCUGCUGUACUGGCUGCGCAGCCCGGCCGCCCUGCCCGAGGAUGCUCCCGGGCUGCUGGAGCUGGUGGGCCACGUCGUGCUCUGUCUGCUGCUCUUCGACGCCGAGUUCUUCGCGUGGCACCUGCUGCACCACAGGGUGCCCUGGCUCUAUCGCACCUUCCACAAGUUGCACCACCAGCACUCGCCCUCCUUCGCCCUGGCCACGCAGUACAUGAGUGUCUGGGAGCUCUUCUCCUUGAGCUUCUUCGACAUGGUCAACCUCAUGCUGCUCCAGUGCCACCCCCUCACCGCGCUGGUGUUCCACGUGGUCAACAUCUGGCUGUCCGUGGAGGACCACUCAGGCUACGACUUCCCCUGGUCCACGCACAGACUGGUGCCUUUCGGGUGGUACGGGGGCGUGGUGCACCACGACCGGCAUCAUUCCCAGUUCACCUGCAACUUCUCGCCCUACUUCACACACUGGGACCGACUCCUGGGGACGCUGCGGUAGGCUCCUCCCACCAAGUGACUGGCACCCCCAGCCCAGCUUGAAUGGGACUGCGGCGGGUGCUCCUCCGACCUAGGACUGCUGUGCAGGUCACACUUGAAUCAAGAGAAACGCACCGGAGCUUUAAGAGGUCUAUUUUUGAAAGCGUAACUUAUUAGCUGAUGGACACUGGUUUCGAUAAAUAUCAGAUGUAUUAUUAUUUUUUGCUAGCUGAUAAAGUAAUUUAUAGACGAUGUGUAUGGAUGCAAAUGUAUUCCUGGUGUGCACUUCUGGCUCACUUCGGUAAUCUUAAUUCCCGGUUGUAGAUUAUCCAGUCCUCGCUGGCAUGUUUACAUCGUCUCUGAAAGGAUUUGCUUGUAGAUCACGGCAUCUCCUUUGUUGGAAGUGUCCCCGAGCAAGGCUACGAGAACGCGAAUCUGCCACAAGGGUUUGGAGCUCGGACUGGGUACACCCUGAACCAUGUUCCUGCUGGAAAUGUGCUGGGUGCACGACUGGAGUGCCUCCCCCUCCCCCUCUCACAGAAAUGUGUAUUUAUA